Molecule: messenger RNA, 1203 nt
Organism: Nerophis lumbriciformis (worm pipefish)
Lineage: Eukaryota; Metazoa; Chordata; Actinopteri; Syngnathiformes; Syngnathidae
Source: RefSeq, a predicted model, not a curated record
UCCUCCAAGUCGUUCAAGCUGUACUCCCCCAAGGAGCCCCCCAACGGUAGCACUUUCCCUCCUUUCCAUCCCGGCACCAUGCUGGACAGAGACGUGGGUCCAACCCCAAUGUAUCCUCCCACAUACCUGGAGCCAGGCAUAGGGAGGCACACACCAUAUGGCAACCAGACAGACUACAGAAUAUUUGAACUAAACAAACGGCUACAAAACUGGACAGAGGAGUGCGAUAACCUAUGGUGGGAUGCGUUCACCACAGAGUUUUUUGAAGAUGAUGCCAUGUUGACCAUCACUUUCUGUCUGGAAGAUGGGCCUAAGCGUUACACAAUUGGUCGGACGUUGAUUCCAAGGUACUUUCGGAGUAUAUUCGAAGGCGGUGCCACGGAGCUCUACUAUGUGCUGAAACACCCUAAAGAGUCAUUUCACAACAACUUUGUCUCGCUUGACUGUGAUCAGUGCACGAUGGUCUCCCAGAAUGGAAAGCCAAUGUUCACACAGGUGUGUGUUGAGGGCCGCUUGUACUUGGAGUUCAUGUUUGACGACAUGAUGAGGAUAAAAACGUGGCACUUUAGCAUUCGGCAACACCGUGAGCUCAUCCCUCGCAGCAUACUUGCCAUGCAUGCCCAGGACCCACAGAUGCUGGACCAGUUGUCCAAAAAUAUUACAAGAUGUGGCCUGUCAAACUCUACUCUAAACUACCUCCGACUUUGUGUGAUCCUGGAACCCAUGCAGGAACUGAUGUCCAGACACAAGACAUACAGCCUCAGCCCCAGAGACUGCCUCAAGACUUGCCUCUUCCAGAAAUGGCAGCGAAUGGUGGCACCUCCGGCUGAGCCAUCAAGACAGGCCCCAAACAAACGACGGAAGCGCAAGAUGUCGGGAGGCAGCACCAUCAGCGGAGGAGGAACUAAUAACAACAACAAUAACAAGAAGAAGAGUCCUGGCAGUGGCUUCCCUCUCUCCAGCCAGGUUCCAGAUGUCAUGGUGGUGGGAGAGCCCACGCUGAUGGGAGGGGAGUUUGGCGACGAGGACGAGCGUUUGAUCACGCGAUUGGAGAACACCCAGUUUGAUGCAGCCAAUGGAAUUGACGACGAGGACAGCUUCAACAAUUCCCCAGCUCUGGGGUCCAACUCACCCUGGAAUAACAAGGCACCCUCCAGUCAGGAGAGCAAGAGCGAUAACCCCACCUCACAGGCAUCGCAAUAG